This is a messenger RNA of Lodderomyces orthopsilosis Co 90-125, 5223 nucleotides long. RefSeq names its product putative ubiquitin-protein ligase. NCBI's taxonomy places the organism in Eukaryota, Fungi, Ascomycota, Pichiomycetes, Serinales, Debaryomycetaceae. Gene Ontology annotation, biological process: proteasome-mediated ubiquitin-dependent protein catabolic process; protein polyubiquitination. Gene Ontology annotation, molecular function: ubiquitin protein ligase activity. The record is from RefSeq and is a predicted model, not a curated record. Gene Ontology annotation, cellular component: nuclear speck. The transcript has a single exon. Bases 1 to 5223 code for a protein of 1740 amino acids.
AUGUCAAGUGCUAAUACAUUCAACAGGGCUAAUAACAACGAGACAAACUCGGGAAACCACAAACAGAACCACCACGAGUUACCCAACGAAUCUGAUGAUUCUCAACUCUCUGACGAGGAUGAUUCACUUUUGAGACUUUCACAACAAGCACAACACAGGAAACUAAGUCAACUGCAACUUGUCAAUGACGAACCACUUGAACCAAUGGAUCCAAUUGUGACGGCUAACAACAGUGGCGAUAUAGAUUACGAUGAAGAUUUCAGCAAUGAUCCAAUCGUAGAGGAGGAAGAGGAUGACGAAGAAGAAGAAGGAGAGGAAGAAGAAGAAGAAGAUGAUGAUGAUGACUCCGUUCAUAAUGACGACAAUGAUCACCCAGAUGAAGAUGAGGAAUUGGAAAUGCUUGAAACUGCUGAUUUUCUACGUCAACUAAUGCAAGCUAGAAGGAUAUCGGAAAUGAACUCUGGCUCUGGUGACAACAACAACAACAACACUAACAAUAACCAAAAUGCAUCAAAUGCCAACGAAGAACAACCUAGGGAAGGAGAACUAGAUGAUGCUCGUGCUGAGUUCCUUCGUGCAAUUGGUGCUUUAUCAGGUGCAAGGAGAGGUGAGUCUUCCAAUGCAGCAAGGACAGAAGAAGCCAGAGGAGGUUCUGAUAACAAUGACCAUGGUUCUGGUGGAAGAAAUGCUCCUACCGGGUUUGUUGAUGUCAUGCAAAGAUUAAUGGGUGGUGGUAUAAUGUUUGGAGGUGGUUUGCAGGAGGGUGAAAAUAUCGGAGCACUUGUUGACAAUUUGGAACAAAGAGGAGAUACUUUUAUCAUUCUUGAAUCAUUGAAUCAAAUAUCAGAAAAUUUAUUAAUGAUGAAUGGUUUGACUGCCGAACGUUUAAUCCCAUCUAAUAGAUUAGCCAGAAAUCUUGUGAAUAUAAUGGAUGACCCAACGCUAGAAGAAGAAUUAGAAUUGCAUCUUGUUGCAUGUCGUUGUUUAUACAACUUCCUAGAAGUUAAUCAAGAUUUCAUUCAUGAUGCAUUGAACAAUAAUGCCGUACCGGCGUUAUGCAACAAGCUAUUGGAAAUAAAGUACAUUGAUCUCACGGAACAGGCAUUACAGACUCUUGAGAUGAUUUCAAGGGAUACCAUUUCACAUAACAGCAUUAUUGUGAAUAACGGCUUGACAGCAUGUUUACAAUACCUUGACUUUUUGACAGUGCAUGCUCAAAGAAAGUGUCUCAGUAUUGUAUCAAAUUCCUGUACCAACAUUUCAGUCUCCAAUUUCAACAAAAUCAAGGAAGCUUUCACAAGUAUUACAGAAGUUGUUAGAGCUCAUAAUGAUCAAAAUGUAGUUGAAAAUGCGUGGAUCACUAUUGCCAGGAUUAUCGAAUGUUUCAAAAAUAAACCAGACUAUUUAAAUGAGCUUUUUUCGGGUAAGGAGUUGUUUUUCAAAGAAUUGGUCAAUGUUAUUCUAGUUAGUUGUAAUAAAUCACUGAACACUAGUGCAGAAUCGGAACAAGUUGCAUUGUCUUACAGCUCAUGCUUGAGCUUGAUCAAGUCAUUGAUAAUUUUAAGUAGUGUUAGCAUUGAAGUUUCCAAAAUCUUAUUGAGCGACUGUGACAUUGGAUCUAUGAUUGUUAAAGCAUUGAACAAAUUUGCAAGAUCAAGGAGUAGUAAGUCCAAUGAGGCUGCGAAGGGUAACGAUGAAGCCACGAUAUCAAUUGAGGCAUUGUUGGCAGCACCCAAAGAGUUGGUGUCACAAUUUUUGACCUUAAUUGGAUACUUAUUGCCAAUAAUCUAUACCCCAGCAAAAGCCCUCUACUUGAAACCGGAUUUUGAAGACUACGAAGAAAAGGAAAACAUCAAUCACAAAAGAGUUGAAUUAUGUACCGAGAUCAUUCCUGACGAUUUCUGGAAAUUUGUCAACGAAGUAUGGACACUACUGAUUUACAGUAUUCAAGCAACAACAGAUGUCGAUAUUAGGCGAAGGGGAUUCAUCAACUUGUACAGAAUUGUGAGUUCCAUAAACGAGCCUCAACUAGGGCAAAUCAAACACCAUGAACUUAUAUCUGGAUUAUUGGCCUCUGUGGUUAAUCAAUAUCAGCCGCAGGUUUUGCAAGGAUUAAAGAGUAUGGCAGAUUCUCGGAAACAAGAAGAAGAUGUUGACAUGAGAACUAGUGAUUUUGAAGACUUUGAUGACGCUCGUGAUCAACUUUCUAGUGAAGAAAGACAAUAUGAUGAAAGCGAUGAAGAAAUGGAUGGUGGAACCAGCGAAAAUGAUGAGAGCCAAGAAAAUGAGGAAAACGAUGAAGGUGAGGAGGAAGAAGAAGAUGCCGAUGACGAUGAGGAGGAUGAUGCCGAUGACGAUGACGAUGAUGGUGAGGACGAUUUCCCUGUAGUCACCAAUCGGCCUGAAGACCUCAAAAGUCUUAACUCAACAAUGCUAAUGUUAAGUGCACUAGAGAUACUUAAUGUGUUGUUGAAGAAGGCAGCUAGCGUAUACCUACAAGCUUUUGAAAGAGAGGGAUUGAUGAAUGAUGUUACCUCAAUUUUGAAAAGCUCUUCGUUUUUAAGGAAAGGCUCAAGGACAAAAUCAGCACAAAAUCAUUUUCUGGCCUCAUUUGCAAACAAAUACAUAGAUGUGGAGUAUACCAAGGAAUACGAAUUCAGAUCCUCGAUAAAGGAUGUUUAUUUCAAGAUCAAGUCGGCUGCUUCAGAGAUCAAGAAGGAAUAUAAUAAUGAGAAAAUGUCUCAAAGUAGUGAGCUUUCAGAACACAUGCGAUUAUUGUAUUUUGUGAAGGAAAUCCUAUCAGAUAUAAAGACGACAAAGUCAUUCACAUAUGAUGAGUGGUUGCAAGUGUGGGAGCAAUUCAAGUUUGCUUUACAAGGUGCAUCAGAUAAAGUUCAUGUUUCCAGUUUUGAGCUCAUUUCUUCGGGAGUAAUAACGCAAUUGACAAAUUUAUUGACAUCUAAUGAUUCAGACCACGUUUUUGAAUCCAGUCCUUGUUAUCGUGCAUUUAUUCACUCCUUUUUCAAUGAUGACUGCUCAGACGCCAAAUUACUAGUACAUCAAUUGCUUGAAGCAUUAACGAGGUCAGAAUCUUUUGAAAUUGUUUCGGCAGGAAGUCAUAACCAUCAUUCAGCAUCAUCUCGUGAUCAACAACAAGCGACCUUGAUGGCGAAUCAAAUCAAGUUAAAGUUGAAUCUUGAGGGUGAUUUGGGUGAUCUCAAGAUGCCCACCAAUUUGCAAAAUAUGGUAGUGUCCGUUCAUGCAAUUGCUACAUUCAAAUCAAUUCUUUCGUUCUUGAAGCAAAGAUUACAGUUCAUGGAGCAGUUGACAAAUAUAGGUUCCAAUAGAGCAUCAAGCAAUGAAACAGAAGAAGGGAAAAAAUUUGACUUUAGCUUGGAGUUUUUGAUCAAUGGUGAGGUUAUUCCCCUUGAGACGACUAUCUAUGGUGCUAUUUAUCGAUCAGCUCAAACCAAGCCGGAUGAAAUAGUUGAUCCGAAAAAGAUAUGGACUAAUUUACACCAAAUAACGUUUCGAAAAGUCAGUAAUGAAGUGAGCAACGAAGAUGUUUUCAAUAACUACAAUAGUAAUGUUGACGAUUCUGAGUUGACCAUUUAUGACAAGACAACGAUUGGGGUCUUGCAGCUUUUGAAAGUGUUGUUCAAGAUGAAUACUUUUGUUCACCACGGGGGUAAACCAAGUGUGCCAGUUAAGGACUUUAUCAACUGGAAAUUGACGGCAAAGUUGAAUAGACAAUUGGAAGAGCCAUUGGUGGUGGCCAGUGGUACAUUACCGGGAUGGAGUAUACACUUAACAAAACAGUUUCCUUUUAUAUUUCCGUUGGCAACUAGGAUUUUCUUUUUUCAAUCCACUUCUUUUGGUUAUUCUCGUUUGAUUCAUCAAUGGCAGUUGAGAACAAACCAAAAUUAUGAAGAUAAUAGAGGUAAUGACAACGCAAAUAACAAUUCCGCUUAUAAUCAAAGACCACAAUUAGGAAGGCCAAAUAGACACAAGGUGAGAAUUUCAAGAAAGAUGAUGUUGCAAAGUGCAUUAAAAGUGUUGGGAAUGUAUGGGUCAACUCCUGGUAUAUUGGAAAUUGAAUAUUUUGAUGAAGUUGGAUCUGGAUUAGGACCAACAUUGGAGUUUUAUUCUACUGUAUCAAAAGAGUUUUCUAAGCGUAAAUUGAAGUUAUGGAGAGAUGAUAAUAGAUACGAUGGUGAUGCUGAAGGAUAUGUGGAAAACAAGCAUGGAUUGUUUCCAUCACCAAUGGAUAAACAACAAGUGAAUAAUGAGAAUGGGAAAAAGAUUUUGUACUUUUUUUCGUCACUAGGCAAGUUUAUUGCUCGUGCUUUGUUGGAUUCAAGAAUCAUUGAUUUCAAUUUCAACCCGAUAUUCCUCAAAUUGGUGCAAUUCUUGAAUCAAAAGAAUACAUCUUCACAAUCACAACCAUUGAAUCAAAAAUUGAUGAAAAAGAUUGUUUCUUUACAGAAUUUGAAAUUGGUUGAUCCUGAAUUGGCUAAAUCUUUGCAGCACUUACAAAAAUAUGCAAAAGUCUUUGAAAAUGUUCCUCCUGAACAGAGGAACUUUGUUGAAAUUGAUGGAGCCAAGCUUGGUGAUUUAGGAAUAUACUUUGAGCUACCCGGAUACCCCAAAUAUGAAUUGAUACCAAAUGGAAGUGAUACAUUAGUUCAAGCUGAUAAUUUAGAUCUUUACAUUACAAAAGUUCUCGAGAACACUUUAUUCACCGGUGUCAUUCAUCAAACUAAAGCGUUUAUGGAUGGGUUUUCCAAAGUAUUCCCCAUUAGUUCGUUGAUGAUUUUUUCACCACAAGAAUUGGUCGAAUUAUUUGGAAAUUGUGAGGAAGAUUGGUCAUUUGAUGCAUUAUCAUCAGCAAUUGUAGCCAAUCAUGGAUACAGUAAAGAUUCUCCUGAAAUUAAAGAAUUGAUCAAUAUCCUAAUUGAUUUUGAUUUGGAAGAGAAAAGGCAGUUUUUGCAGUUUCUCACAGGAUCUCCGAAAUUGCCCAUUGGUGGGUUUAAGGCUCUAAGGCCAGAAUUGACCGUUGUUCGAAAACAUGCUGAAGAUGGAUUGAAAGAUGACGAUUAUUUACCUAGUGUUAUGACGUGUGCUAAUUAUUUGAAAAUACCGAAAUAUUCGAGUAAAGAGGUAAUGAGAGAGAAAUUGUUGCAAGCGGUUAAAGAAGGAGCUGGUGCAUUCUUGUUGUCAUAG